Molecule: messenger RNA, 1543 nt
Organism: Hyaloscypha bicolor E
Lineage: Eukaryota; Fungi; Ascomycota; Leotiomycetes; Helotiales; Hyaloscyphaceae
Exons: 2
Coding region: 98-1243 (381 amino acids)
Source: RefSeq, a predicted model, not a curated record
AAAUUAUUCACUCCUCCGUAUCACGUUCCUGCGUCUUGCAAACAAGUCGGCUCGGUAGCAUUUACAAUUCCAUCUGUUAUAAAUGAAAACGUAAACCAUGCCCUUCAACAACCAAACCAAUUACCGCCUACCACCAGUCAUAGUCAAGCAAGACGAACCUGGAAAACGCCAAGGGGAAAAGCUGAAUUUUAAUCUCGCCAGCCAAUCCAACCGCUCAUUUUACACUUUACCGCAAUCCGCAAGCUCUGUCGACUCCGAAUCUCAAGCCAUUGAUGACUUGACUACUCAGCUAUCUCAGACAUUCCUUAAUACGACUCGAUCAACCGAAACUCAUCAGCUUGCUACAGUCGCGGGUACUCAACGCAAGGAUGCCAUCGAUCAGGUCAUCACCUCAGUCCUUACUCAGGACCUGCGAGCUGCAGGAAGUGGGAAGCUCCUGCCAGACCACCCUUGCUUCGACCAUGUCCGGCAGUAUGCGAGGAAGUGGAAUAUCUCCGACGACGCAGUGAGCAGUAAUAUCAAACUCGCUUGCGGAUAUCUCAAAUUCCCGGUCAUAAUGUUGCUCAAUCCCGCGCCGAAACACGAAUCCCUGCCGUUUGACACGAUGGUCGCCAGGUGCAGAACCCUGCGUUGGAUUGAAGAUGUCUUGAUAGGGGUCGGCCUUGGCCUCGCAGACGUCAUCAUCCUCGAUAUCUGCCCGUUAUUGAGUAACGAUCGUAUCAGGCAACUUGAAAAGGAAGGACUGGGAAGGAAGCAACAAGCUCUUUCUGAGGCUUACGAUGUGACUCAAAAGAUGCUAGAGAUGUUUCAACCCAGCAUUGUUAUAUCAUGCCAGUGCUCUACAAGCUUCUCGAACUGGGUUCCUGGAGGACAUGUGAUUGCUCGGGAGCUAUGUUCCUCAAUGAAAUCAGCAAGGGCUAGAGAGGUAAAGGCGGUUAGUAUCGGUGAUCAUAAAAUCAAUGUCGUCCAAGCAUAUCACCCGAGCAGCUUUUUGAACUACAAUCGAAGAGGCCACCAUGACCUUGGUGGGCAAUUUUUGAAAGCGCUGUUUCAAAGAUUGUAUAAUCCAUGUUCCAAUUGGAAAAAUCAACACAUCAUGGCUUUAAUAGUCUCGGCGAACAACAGUCUUGUUGCUUCAACGAAUACCUCCCCGCCUAGAAGAGAGGAAACUGAUGGGACUUGGAAUACAAGAGCAGAAAGGAGAUUCGGGAAGGGUACCUUGGUGCCAGCUAUCGCCAGCUAAGGAAUUACGAGAGUCGCUGAGAGAUUGGACAAGAAAUUGAUUACCCUUUGCUGUUGCUUUUCCCUGCUAUAGUACUUUCUGUUUCAGCCUUGCAAGCAUGCAGUGGUUUGCCGUUGGUUCUCUAUUAGGUUUAGUGGGAUCUUGUCUUUUCUUCCUCACUCGUUAAGUACUCUCGUCCCGUUUUGGCAGUUCGUAGUUUGUCGAUUGGUUAAUGACCCAAUGUGUUUUGUACACGUAAUACAUACAAAUCUAGGAGGAUUGAAGUAAAUAUAGCAGUACAGACCAACUUUCAAACAAAGG